GAGAUAAAACCAAAAAAAAAAAAAAAACCCUACAGUUUUACCUUCUAAUUUAUCCUUAAAGGACUCAUCCGAAAACUAUAUGCACGCAAUUGAUAAGGGAAAAAAGAGUUUAGGAUUUAGUUUACAAUGGCAACAGACUUCAAGGGGCCUGGUGAAGGGCGAUUUCAAGGUUUAGAAGUCGUCUGGGAAGUAAGGGACCAAUUUGUGGAGGUUAGGAAUGGAAAGGGGGUGGCCGUACUGUACUUGGAUACUGCGAUGGCUACUGGAGGUGGCACCACUAAGGCAGCGGAGUGGUAGUCUGUUGGAGGCUUUCCCUUUCGGUGCACGGUUGGAAGUUGAAGAUGUGAAUUGGGAUAUCUGCACUGGAAGUCCCUUAGCUUUAGUAAAGUUUUAAGCUUAGU
Messenger RNA from Rubroshorea leprosula, 401 nucleotides. The record is from the annotation of a GenBank genome assembly. Lineage: Eukaryota; Viridiplantae; Streptophyta; Magnoliopsida; Malvales; Dipterocarpaceae.